UUCCCACGUGAACAUAUCGGGGGACACGCCCUAGGACAAGCUCCCUGAGUGGCAAAACACAAAUGGCUGAGGAGAAUAGGAGAAACAAAGAAACCGGGACUUAAACACGCAAUUAUUUCCUGAACUUACAAGCAGCCGGACCCGACGGUGAACCUUACGGCUUCACUACGACUUACGAAGGAAUCAGCUGUUUCCGGACACUGAAAUGUUGCACGUAAUUGCGUUUCCUCAUAAUGAGAGCAGUCAUUUUGCUGAGCGUUUUGCCACCCACCGUGACCCAAGGGGGCGCUCUCCGGCAUUCUCACGUGGUGUUCACGGGUAAAGUGACGACACGUCCGUACCCUCCGUAGUUCCAAACAAUGCAUUGAAGCCCAUUCAUUUAACUGUUUCCCAAACACAUUCGCAGAUAAGUUGAUAAAAUACAUCUCCGUAAAACUUUAGUUUUACUAUAAGGAUGUUUUUGAAACUAAAUAUUAUGUCCCCCCCAAUAAAGGCUUUUCUGUGUGUCUGUUUGUGCAGAUGAAUGAUUUUCUAUAAAGCCUGCUCAUGUUAUAUAUCCUCUCCCUAUAUAAAUAUCAUAAUACAAAUUCGUACUAUCUGAAUUGUUUAUCGUGUUCAUUUUGUUGCAAAUACAGCGGGUCCACUGUCUCUCCAGCUUAAACCCAUUCAAACAGCUCCGUGAACCACGUGACCACCCGGCGGCUAGAUCAAACGGUGUCGCAACUCUGUUUUUCGACAGCUCCGGCAGAAAAUAAUGCAGUCGGGCGUUGUUAAGCAAAUACAGUUUAACCACGAGGAAUAAAACCUAGAGGUUUCCAGUAUUGUUUUAAAUUACUAACCUUUUAAAUGUUGCGGCUACCCAGCUUCCGUGGAUUAGAAAAGUGUACGCGUACUGAAAAUUCUCGGCGGAAGUAGGCACUGUUUUUGCAUACUGUGGUUUCGCACAUAGUACACAUUUUUCACAGCACUUAUGACCGUGUAGUGUGUGGAAGCAAGCGGUUUAGGAAGCAGAGCAGAUUGUGUUUGUUGUGAAACUCGUCCCCUUUCCUCUCCGAGAAGCGAGUGUUUAUGUGUAAUGUGACGUCACCGCACACGCUCUUGGACACACGGAUGCGCGUCUCGACACGAGACCCUCGCACAUAUAUGGGAGAGUCACACAGCUGCAUUGAUCUGUAAUGCCGUCUGUCAUCAUGUGAGAUGAUCUAGAUCUCAGUGAAUCGUUAACAGAAGGAAGUGUGUGUACACCAAAAGAAAAAGUAACUCAUAGAUCAUGGCCGAUUACCUCAUCAGUGGGGGAACUGGUUAUGUUCCUGAGGAUGGACUCACUGCCCAGCAACUCUUUGCUAUCGGGGAUGGUCUCACAUACAAUGAUUUUCUGAUACUGCCUGGCUUCAUUGACUUCACAUCUGAUGAAGUGGAUUUGACCUCUGCCCUGACCCGGAAGAUUACUCUGAAGACGCCGCUCAUUUCCUCUCCGAUGGACUCAGUCACUGAGUCCUCCAUGGCCAUCGCAAUGGCUCUUAUGGGUGGAAUAGGAAUCAUACAUCAUAACUGCACACCUGAAUUCCAGUCCAAUGAAGUCAGGAGAGUCAAGAAAUUUGAGCAGGGCUUCAUCACGGACCCCGUGGUGAUGAGUCCACGACACACGGUCGGUGAUGUGUUUGAAGCAAAGGUUUGCCAUGGUUUCUCCGGCAUUCCGGUUACAGAAACAGGCAAGAUGGGCAGCAAACUGGUGGGCAUUAUUACGUCACGAGACAUCGACUUUCUGUCAGAGAAAGAUUACGACAGGGCGCUGGUAGAGGCUAUGACAAAAAGAGAAGAUUUGGUGGUCGCUCCUGCCGGCGUAACGUUAAAAGAAGCCAAUGAUAUCUUGCAGCGCAGUAAAAAAGGUAAACUGCCUAUAGUGAAUGACAGCGAUGAGCUCGUGGCGAUCAUCGCUCGCACAGAUCUGAAGAAGAACAGAGAUUAUCCUCUAGCCUCCAAAGACUCUCGCAAACAGCUGCUGUGUGGAGCUGCCAUCGGCACCCGAGAGGACGACAAGUACCGCCUGGAUCUGCUCAUGCAGGCCGGGGUGGACGUGAUCGUUCUGGACUCCUCUCAAGGAAACUCAGUGUUUCAGAUCAGCAUGAUAAACUACAUCAAACAGAAAUAUCCAGACCUACAAGUGGUAGGAGGAAAUGUGGUGACCGCUGCUCAGGCGAAGAAUCUUAUAGAUGCAGGUGUUGAUGCUUUGAGAGUGGGCAUGGGCUGUGGAUCCAUCUGUAUCACACAGGAAGUGAUGGCGUGCGGGAGGCCACAGGGCACCUCCGUGUAUAAGGUGGCGGAGUACGCCCGUCGUUUCGGAGUUCCAGUCAUUGCAGACGGUGGCAUUCAAACAGUCGGGCACGUGGUCAAAGCCCUCGCGCUGGGAGCGUCCACAGUGAUGAUGGGCUCGUUGCUAGCGGCAACCACAGAAGCCCCAGGUGAGUAUUUUUUCUCGGAUGGCGUACGACUAAAGAAGUAUCGUGGAAUGGGAUCAUUGGAUGCCAUGGAGAAAAAUAACAGCAGCCAGAAGCGUUACUUCAGUGAGGGUGACAAAGUGAAGGUCGCUCAGGGAGUGUCGGGCUCAGUUCAAGAUAAAGGCUCAAUACACAAGUUUGCGCCGUACCUGAUCUCCGAUCAACAUGGCUGCCAGGAUAUUGGUGCAAAGAGCCUGUCCAUUCUGCGAUCCAUGAUGUAUUCCGGAGAGCUGAAAUUUGAGAAGAGGACCAUGUCUGCACAGGUUGAGGGCGGAGUUCAUGGACUGCAUUCUUAUGAGAAGCGGUUAUACUGAGGCGGGCAGCAAGGGGCAAGUAAGAUCCGGACCCAACGUUCCAUCACCAGCUGUCACCAAUCACAUCAGCUGAAACUAUGAACAAAAGCUGAGCCCUUCUCUCUGAGAUAUAAUGUACACACAUCAAAAUACAGAAUUCUUUACACUGGGAAAAAAAAUACACAUUCACAUAGAAUUGAAAGUACUGACUCUGAUGCUCCUCAUUUUAUCUGUGUCCGGGCUUCCCUGUAAAAAAUUAGAUGUCCAAAAAUAUGAAUGUACCACAUAAUCAUCAUGUGUGUGUAUACAGCAUACAGUAUGUUUUCAUUAGCUUUGAUUUAGCAGAGUUUGAUGUUAGUCGUUUUGUCAAGGUCUUGAAUUUGUAUUUUAUUUUAUUAGCAAUAAUACUUUCGGUGAGGCACUUUGCCAUUAGAGUGUUAUGAAUUCAGAUUUAAGGCAUGUUAAAGAAACGCAUUUCUCUUUUCAGGUCACAAUUCACUAUAAUUCACAUCAUAAGUAAGUUAGCUAGAACUAGAGUGAUGCCGGUUUAUGAGUAUCAGCCUUAAAAUCAGGAAUACUUUACUAUUACAUGCCUUACUCUAGUCAACACGGUUCAUAGACACUAGAGACUGCCAUAACUUUAUUUCGUAACUUUACACAUCUGCAUAAAAAAACAUUCAAAAAAGCAUUUGCACAUACAUAUAUUCAACAUUUUACAGUAUAAAAGUAAACAUUUGAGAGUUUACAAGGUCAGAAUGUGAACACGCUUAAAAGUAUAUCAGAUUGUGGAUACAAUUAUUCUGUCUCGUAGAACAAAAACUGUAUUUUAUAGUCUUUAUUUUGUUUGUCUCCAUAUGUCCAAGACUAGAAUAAUUGCUUAAUUUUUGAGAUAUAUUUAGAUACCAUUUUAUAAAGACAGAUGCAUGAAGAGCAAUGUAAAUAAGAGGACUUUAUUGCCACAUAGUUGAAUGUGUCUUUAGUAAGCGGAAAGAAAGUGAGAAGCACCAGGACAAGGAUGUGAAAGGUGAUUAUUGAUCUGUCUGUUUUUUUUUGCUGUUUAAUCUACUGAUGUACAGGAAGCUAAAGGUGUCAAUCACAAGAAUUUGCAUUAAUAAAGAUGGUAGUGGCAUAAGCUGGUAUAACUCUCAUGUAUUUAUUUUCGCCUUCACAACCAAUAGGGGGCAGUGUUGAUCAACGAAAAUGGCUUGUAAAGACAGAGGAUGUGUUCAAAAUGAAAUAAGUGUAUUGCCCACUGCAGAUUGAACACACACAAUACAGCCUC
Molecule: messenger RNA, 4073 nt
Organism: Triplophysa dalaica
Lineage: Eukaryota; Metazoa; Chordata; Actinopteri; Cypriniformes; Nemacheilidae
Gene: impdh1a
Product: IMP (inosine 5'-monophosphate) dehydrogenase 1a
Biological process (GO): GTP biosynthetic process
Cellular component (GO): cytoplasm
Molecular function (GO): IMP dehydrogenase activity
Source: RefSeq, a predicted model, not a curated record